CAUUGAAGACAGCAUAAACGCGUUCGGCUUUGACAUCGCCUCAAUAUUCCGAGUUGACCGUGGAAAAAUCGGAGGUGUUAGCAAAUAAUCGAAGAAUAUGGAAUUGGAUAGCGAUGAAAGGGAGCUUAAGGCCGCCGGAGCAGAGCCGCUCGACGGCGGCCGCCUUGGCCUUCGCAUUCGUGGGUGGGAAAUUGAAUCGCGCAAGCUUCCCAUUCUUAACUGUUCGCUUCUCCAACAGUGGGAACAGAAGCUUCAGACAUCCCACUUUCCAGAGAUGAUUUUUGGGGAGAGUUCUUUGGUUCUUAAGCACGUGAAUAGUGGCAUUAAGAUACAUUUUAAUGCAUUUGAUGCUCUCCUUGGUUGGAAGCAGGAGUCAUUACCACCAGUGGAAGUUCCUGCUGCUGAACAAUGGAAAUUCAGAAGCAAACCUGAUCAUCAGGUGAUACUUGAUUAUGACUAUACCUUCACCACACCAUACUGUGGAACCGAUAGUAUUGAGACGAAUGCUAAGCCUGGAAGUGUAGCUCGUUGGGAAGACUGCAAUGAGAAGAUUGACAUGGUUGCCUUAGCAUCAAAAGAGCCUAUUCUUUUCUAUGAUGAGGUCAUCUUGUAUGAAGAUGAAUUAGCUGACAACGGUGUCUCUCUUUUGACAGUUAAAGUGAGAGUCAUGCCCAGUGGUUGGUUUCUUCUCUUGCGUUUUUGGCUGAGAGUGGAUGGAGUGCUUAUGAGAUUAAGGGAAACACGAAUGCAUUGCACUUUUGGGGAGAGUUCGUUGCCCAUUAUUCUUCGAGAAAUCUGCUGGAGAGAAGCCACAUUUCAAGCUUUGUCAUUGAGAGGAUAUCCUACUGAUUCUGCUUCUUAUAAUGAUCCCGGGAUCAUCAGCAAAAGGCUCCCAGUCAUCAUGCACAAGAACCAAAAGCUUUCUAUCACAUAGAUCGUGUAAGCUUUAACGAAUUCUUAAUAUUAUCUAUAUUUGUGGAAACUCGUAACCAAUGUUGUUGGGGUAAAGCAAAAGGAGUUAUUUAUAACUGUGAGUAUUAUUUUUAUAAUUGCAGAAACCAUAACUAAUCUUCAUGGGGAAAGAAAUAGAAGAAAAAAUGUGUUCUUCAUAUUGUGAACCCUAUACCUUAGCUUGCAGUCACUUGUUCUUUCCGCUCAUGUUUGAUUUGUUAUGUUGAGUAAUUCCAGUUAAUGAAAGCAAAUCUCCAGUUCACUUUUAA
Molecule: messenger RNA, 1220 nt
Organism: Olea europaea var. sylvestris
Lineage: Eukaryota; Viridiplantae; Streptophyta; Magnoliopsida; Lamiales; Oleaceae
Product: TIP41-like protein
Exons: 8
Coding region: 98-934 (278 amino acids)
Biological process (GO): TOR signaling
Cellular component (GO): cytosol
Source: RefSeq, a predicted model, not a curated record